Messenger RNA from Colletotrichum acutatum, 666 nucleotides. RefSeq lists its product as uncharacterized. The transcript has a single exon. The coding region runs from base 258 to 413 and encodes 51 amino acids. NCBI's taxonomy places the organism in Eukaryota, Fungi, Ascomycota, Sordariomycetes, Glomerellales, Glomerellaceae. The record is from RefSeq and is a predicted model, not a curated record.
AUUUCAUCCUUGCUCAAUCGCUUCAUCCACCGACUACAUCAAAGCUCUCUCUCACUCUCAUACAGAAAUCUUACACGCACUCACAUAGCGCGCCACUGAACCGAUCCGCACGAACAAGCCUCAUUCAAGGCGCCUAGUCCAUACGGACUUCAUCAUUCAGAGAAGAUCAAAAACGCCUCGCUCGUUUCCGACGGCUCGACCGGCCUUGCCUCACUCCAGUCUCUCUCUCUCACUCACCAUCACUACCAUCCCGAAUCAUGGCUCCUAAACGCGCCACUGAGGGCACAUCCUCAAAAGACCACCAAGUCAAGAAGCGCAAGGGCUUCGGACCAAAUACCCUACCCGAGGGCCCAUGGCGUAGAAAGGGUAAGGAAUAUGACCCGAACCUCACUCCUUUGAAGACUAUCCACUAACCUUCUCACAGUCGAAAAGAAGAAAAUCGAGCUCAUCCACAAGGCCAAGAUCAAAAAGGCCUACGCAAAGAUCAAGGAGCGUGAGCUCGCUUCCCGGGAAACCCCCUCCUCCUCAACUGCUCAGCAACCCGCCACCAAUGUCACCGCCGCAACCGUAGCCGCUCUGACAAAGGACAUCUCAAGCGAAGAUGAGCUCGACUCCCUCCAGGACCCCUCCAGCAAGACGGGUUCUCCCGUGCCCACUGCAGCAGCA